Molecule: messenger RNA, 4752 nt
Organism: Drosophila mojavensis
Lineage: Eukaryota; Metazoa; Arthropoda; Insecta; Diptera; Drosophilidae
Exons: 12
Coding region: 195-4616 (1473 amino acids)
Biological process (GO): proteolysis
Molecular function (GO): serine-type endopeptidase activity
Source: RefSeq, a predicted model, not a curated record
UUCCAGUUUUCUUAGCAUACUUGCUCAGUGGUGCUCACCGCUCAGCGGUACUCGGUGCUCAGUGCAGUUGAGCUGUCAUUAUCGAAUGCAGUAAUAUUCGCCCACUGGCGCUUGACGCGUGUGCAUUCAAUAACUAGACAAGAUUUUAACUGGAAUUGUUAUUUGUUUUUUUAAUUAAUUUUUUUUACGUUCCAAUGGACGCGCAGCUAGCGCUGCUGCUGCUAUUGGCCAUGGUGUUAAUGGCUUCCGUUGCUCAGCGCUUUCCGGAAAACCCAUGCGCCCAGCAUUUCCAGUAUGUGCAGAUUGGCAUUGGCGCUUUUCAAGGCGAGGUGACGCUUGGCCUACCAAAUGGUCUCAAUCGAAUCGAUGUGCGAUUCUCGCAGCGUGGCACUCACGAUCAAUCUGCUGUUGGCGCUCUGCUGCCGUAUCCCGAUGAGGCCAAAGUCCAGGCUAAUCCGGCAGCCGCCAAGUUUCGAGUUAGCCUCUGGCCGGAUGCGUCUGGUGUGCUGCCCAAACUCACGAGAUUGCAACACAAUAAUCAGAUACUGUGCAGAGCCAGCGAGUAUAAUCCGCAGAGUUUCUUCAACCGUUUCUUCGAGCUUCCAAUCAAGGGAUCACAAUCGCCUCGUCGCCUGUUGCCCACGCCAGGCAUUCCCAAUUUUUCAGAGGGCUCGAGCGACGUGCAGAUUAAGACAGUAGUUCUUGAUGGCGCAGAAGGAUCGAUUUCUCGUAUUCUAGGCGACUUGGUGAAUGAGCAGUCGAUCACCGCAACUGAUUGGUCGCCCAGGUCACCGGCAAUAGUUGGCAUAACUUCAUCAGUGCCUCGUCAGAUCUGGCCUACACCACCAGCAGCAACAACUUCUCGUACUGCUCCUGCGCCUUGGGUACCAGUAGCGCCUACACCGUCUUUUCUUCCAAAUCGUAUUCGUGGAAAUCCUCCCCCUGGGGUAGCUUGGCCUUCGUUUGUCUGUGGCCAGGAAGGCACGGGGGUGCCCUAUAUUCAACGUGGCAUGGAGUUUCCACGCGGCCGAUAUCCCUGGCUGACAGCUGUGUAUCACAAAGAGUCCUUCUCGCUCGCCUUCAAAUGCGGUGGCUCGCUCAUCUCGACGAGCUUAGUCAUCACUGCGGCUCAUUGUGUCUACAAAAUAAGAGAGGAUCGCGUCUUGGUGGCCCUGGGACGUUAUGACCUGGACAAUUACAGCGAGGACGGUGCCGAAGUAAGAGACGCCAGUCGCAUCGUGAUGCAUCCAGAGUAUUCCUCGCGUCUUCAGCUACAGCCCGAUGCAGAUAUUGCGCUGAUCACAUUAGAUAGUCCAGUCAUCUUCAAUGACAUCAUCAGUCCCAUUUGCCUGUGGGAUCCAGCUAAGAGGGAUCCAGCCGAGCCAGAGAUCGGUUCCAUUGCCGGCUGGGGCACGGACGAGAACGGCAACUCAAUGACCCGUUUUCCGCGUGUCGUUAAUGCGAGGAUCGCCACUGUGAGCGAAUGCGCACGCCGUUGGAAGGUGCAGAAGAUUCUGGAUCGCACGCUCUGCGCUGGCAAUCUGGACGGCUCCGGACCGUGUCUCGGCGAUUCCGGCGGAGGCCUGAUGAUUAAGCGCAACAACCGCUGGCUGCUCCGCGGAAUUGUCUCGCUAGGCGAACGCAGUACGAUUGGCAAUUGCAAUAACAACAACCAGUAUGUCCUCUAUUGCGAUCUUGCCAAGCAUAUGCCCUGGAUUAACCAAUACAUAAUUCAUCAAGUAGUCAUUUAUAUGGAGAGUGUGUUGCUAUUAUCCGGCAUCUUGCUGUCACUGCAUGGACUCAUCUCGCCGAUAUCGGCUCAGCGUUUGCCGACUAUCGCUUGCCCGCAGUUCUUUGAGUAUUUAUCGUACAAUCAGCAGUUCAUAGGACACAUUGCAGUACGACACGACCCGCAAUACGAGAGCAACGAGCUCGUUGUGGAAUUCUCACAGUACGGCGCUUAUCAAUGGAGCUUUGUGGGAAGCUUGACACUAAUGGACAAUCCGGAGGUCACCAAAUUCCGUUUAGCUAAUGGCGAGCCCGUUAACUAUCGCGUCGACUUUCCCAUACCCGGCGAUCCGCCCAAAUUGACAAAAAUCACUCUCAAUAAUGAGGUGCUCUGCAGUGCAGCGCAGUAUCCACCACCAAAGACCGCAAUCAUACUUAGGCACUCACUGCUGUCCACAACGGUGCCGCUUGCUUUUCUGGACUCCAGGCGUGGCCAGAGCGGGUUCAUUCCGCAGUGGGACCUUGGGCCAUCCACUCCGGCUGCGAAGCUACCGGACUACACGAUACCGCAGAUUCAAGUGCCGGCGCCUAGAACAACUCCCAAGCCACGGCCCGUCGCACAGCAGCAAACAAAUUUGAACAGUAGAGUGAAUCCUACGCCCGUGCCCAUAGAUCAAACGCUGACGACUGUCUGCGGACGAGAGCGAGCAGUUACAACGCCACUCAUUUUUCAAGGCCAGCAGCUGCAGCGGGGCCAGCUACCCUGGUUGGUCGGUCUCUUCGAGCGCGGGACAGACAAUGGUCUGAUCUUCUUCUGUGGCGGCUCGCUUAUAUCCUCGAGGACGGUGCUCUCGGCGGCGCACUGCUUCCGCUUACCUGGUCGGGAUCUGCCUGCUGACCGCGCAGUCGUGUCUCUGGGACGCAACACCAUCGACAUCAUAUCGGAGGGUGAAUUGCGCGAGGUCUCAGAGCUACUCUUCCACGACGCAUACGAAGCCUUUAGCGCGAAUGCAGACAUGGUGCUCAUUAGACUAGCAAAGAAAGUCAUCUUCAACGAUUACAUUGUUCCCAUUUGCUUGUGGAACGAGAACUAUCCGCUGCAGCUGCCAGCAGGCUAUAAAAUGUAUGUAGCUGGCUGGGGAGCCGAUGAGAACGGGAAUGUCAACACGCAGUUCUCGAAAAUCACGGACACGAACGUCGUGAGCGAGUCUGACUGUCUGCGCGAGAGUGUGCGCUCCCUGGUGCAGCCGAACACGAUCUGUGCGAAGCGCGUGGGGGCCGGUCCAUGCGCCAGCGACGGAGGCGGCGGACUGAUGCUGAGAGAUAACAAUGUCUGGCUGCUGCGUGGAGUCAUCUCACUUGGCCUGCAAAAAAACAACACAUGUGAUCUCAACCGACCCUCCAUCUACACGGACAUUAUGGAACAGUUCUUGAUACUGUGCGGUAUCAUUAUAAAGCUGCUUCUUCUGCCUAGGCUCAGCUCGGCACAGCAAGUGCCGCCCAUAGCCUGCCCGGAAUACUUUGAGUAUCUGGCAUACAAUCAGGAAUACGUGGGUCGCAUUUCGAUACGACAUGAUCCACAGUAUCAGGAAAACACGCUCAGAGUUGAGUUCUCGCAGCCAGGAAGUCUAAGUUCGAAUUACGUCGGCAGCCUCACUCUGUGGGAUGACGAAGAGACAACCAAGUCUAACCUGCGCUAUGGACUUCCUAUAAAGUAUCGCGUGGAUUUUCCCACUCCCGGCGUGCUGCCUAAGCUUACAUUGAUGAUGAUCAACGAUGUUGUCCUAUGCCGGGCAUCGCCAUAUCCUCCGAGCAGUGUAACGCUGACUUUGUCACAUUCGCUACGCUCUACCUCAGUGCCGCUGUUCACCCAAGAUCCUCGAUUCGUCCAGCAAACAAAUCAGCGGCCACAAAGACCUAUUUGGGGACAAAGUGUGGUGCAAUCGCAACCACAGCGGGCCACAUUUAGUAGCCCACAAGUGCCCAUUCCGACACCAGUAGCACCACAAUUGCUGCCUGCUAAGGUUGCCCCUCGCCCCAGACCACCAGCACCCGCACCCGCACCAUCAACCACCGUUGGCGGACUUGCCCAGCUCUCUGAGAUCUGCGGCCGAGAAGGGCCGGUCACAUCGCCUCUACUUCACUUUGGCAGCCAGGUGCGUCGCGGCCAGCUGCCUUGGAUGGCCGCCCUGUAUGAGCGUGGUCCCGACGGUCUUCGCUUCUUCUGCGGCGGUACGCUCAUUUCGGCCUCUACGGUGCUGUCGGCGGCGCACUGUUUCGUUUACGCCGAGCGAAACUUACCGCCGAGCCGUGUCGGUGUUUCGCUGGGCCGCAACACAUUGGACUUGGUAUCGGACGGCCUGUUGGGUGAGGUAUCUGUGCUGAUGGUACACGAAGCAUACACGCCCAGAAACUACUCGAAUGCGGACAUAGCGCUGCUCAAGCUUUCGUCUCCAGUGAGCUUUGGCGAAUACAUCAAGCCCAUUUGCCUGUGGAAUGAGAAUUUUCGGUUGCAGCUGCCAUCUGGCUACAAGUCCUACGUGGCUGGUUGGGGAUCCGACGAGCAUGGAAACCCGAACACGCGCGUAGCCAAGAUGACCGAUACGGAUAUUAUCACAGAGGCCGAGUGCCUGCGCAGUCUGAGAUCCAGCGAGGGCAUCAGACUGGUCACGCAAAACACAAUUUGUGCGAGCAAUAAACAGGCGGCGGGACCCUGCAGCGGCGACUCCGGCGGCGGCCUCAUGCUCCAGGAGAACAAUAUCUGGCUGCUGCGCGGCGUCGUCUCGGCUGGCCAGGUGUUUACCAAUCGCUGCGAUUUGACGCAGCCCGUCAUCUAUACAGAUCUGGCGAGGCAUAUUAGUUGGCUGCGCCAGCACAUCUGGCUCUGACUCGACUCGUUUCUGUUUAGGCUUUAGUUAACUUGUGAUAAGUGGAAGAGAGAGAGAGAGAGAGAAUAUAGAGAGAGAGAUAGAUAUAUAUUUUCAAUUGGGUGUCUAAAUAAAUGCUAGCCUAAGUUAGAUGAAA